This is a messenger RNA of Ogataea parapolymorpha DL-1, 813 nucleotides long. RefSeq names its product tRNA (guanine-N(7)-)-methyltransferase. Gene Ontology annotation, cellular component: tRNA methyltransferase complex. Gene Ontology annotation, biological process: tRNA methylation; RNA (guanine-N7)-methylation. NCBI's taxonomy places the organism in Eukaryota, Fungi, Ascomycota, Pichiomycetes, Pichiales, Pichiaceae. Gene Ontology annotation, molecular function: tRNA (guanine(46)-N7)-methyltransferase activity. The record is from RefSeq and is a predicted model, not a curated record. The transcript has a single exon. The coding region runs from base 1 to 813 and encodes 270 amino acids.
AUGUCUGAUUCUCUGUCUAAAAGAAAACAAUAUCGCGAGGCGAAGGAGGAAACCCGAAAAGUGCUCAAGCACGCGCGGUUUGAGGAUACCCAGGAGGUCAGUCUCCCGAAAAAACGGUUUUAUAGACAACGUGCACACUCUAAUCCGUUUUCAGACCACAAGCUAGAGUACCCAAAGAGUCCCGACUCGAUGGACUGGAGCAAGUACUAUCCAGGGUUUGUGGAUAGCGAGACAGGAAAGCUGGAUCGGCAGGUUGAGAUCGCAGACAUUGGCUGCGGGUUUGGUGGUCUUUUGGUUGAUCUGGCCCCACAUUUCCCAGACAGCCUGAUCCUGGGUAUGGAAAUCAGAGUGCAAGUCACACAGUACGUUGAGGACCGGAUCAUCGCAUUGAGGUUGCAACACAAAGACACGAAUAAAUAUCAAAACAUCAGCGUGAUCCGCGCGAACGCCAUGAAGUUCCUUCCUAAUUUCUUCCACAAGGGGCAGCUGUCGAAGAUGUUCUUCUGUUUCCCGGAUCCGCACUUCAAGCAGAGAAAGCACAAGGCGCGCAUUAUCACGACGACACUGCUGAGCGAGUACGCGUACGUGUUGCGCGAGGGAGGAGUUGUGUAUACCAUCACUGACGUCAAGGACCUGCAUGAGUGGAUGGUGAGCCAUCUAGACGAACACCCGCUAUUUGAGCGCCUUUCUAAAGAAUGGGAGGAUCAAGACCCUUGUGUGGCCAUCAUGCGCGAGUCGACCGAGGAAGGAAAGAAAGUGGCACGCAACAACGGUGACAAAUUUGUCGCAUGUUAUAGACGGGUAGCAGCGUAA